UCCCUCUUCUCUUACCUCCUCCAAAACCAAUCAAACCAACGAACUUCACUGACACCCUUGCCCUCUCUCUCUACUCAAUUUAAUGUCCAUACUUUUGAUCCAUUCAAUCAAAAACUUCUCCCUCUAAAUCUUAGUAACAACUAUACACACACCAUUUCUUUUCUUCAAUUAGGGUUAGGGUUUGCAGAAAGUCCCAAUCUAUUGAACCGUUUAUUCGACAAUCAGAUUUGAUCUUGUUAGGGUUUUUCGUUGUCACUUCUUCGAGACAUGAAGAUUCAUCCAGCGCCAAAUAAUCGGAACAUCACGUUGCUAUACGAUAUCGGUUCACUCGCUUGCAGGCAAAGGAAGCUCCGAAGACUCCCUCACAUAUUCGCCAAGGUCCUCGAGCUUCCUUUCCACUCAGACGCCGACGUUUUGGUCGAAGAAGCCUCCGAUUUCUUCCGAUUCGUUGUUACCACCGACGAUAUCGGCGAAGACAUCAGGGCCCACACAAUUGAGAUCUAUCCCGGGGUCACAAAGAUUGUGAUCAGAGGAACCAACGUUCUUGAUUUGUCAAUGGAUGAAUUGGAGAUCGAUUACUGGCGGUUUCGGCUUCCGGCGUCCACGCUGCCGGAGUUCGCCACCGCCGAGUAUAUCCAUGGAGAGCUCGUCGUGACGGUGCCCAAAAAUGGGAAUUUUGUGGAUUCCGAUGGUGAUGAUAAUGGAAAUCGGAAUCAAGAAGAUGUUUGGGGGGAAGGGAAUGGCAACAUCGGAGCGGGACGGCUGGUUCUUGUACAGUAAUAAAUACGCCUCCGUUGCUUUCAAUUCAUGUUUGUUCUUUUAUUAGGUUCAAUUGUAGUUGAAUUUGACCACGGAAUCAAGAAUUUCCUUUUGUCUUUCUUUAUUUA
This is a messenger RNA of Cornus florida, 887 nucleotides long. RefSeq lists its product as uncharacterized. The coding region runs from base 268 to 780 and encodes 170 amino acids. NCBI's taxonomy places the organism in Eukaryota, Viridiplantae, Streptophyta, Magnoliopsida, Cornales, Cornaceae. The record is from RefSeq and is a predicted model, not a curated record. The transcript has a single exon.